AUGGCGACUUACACUUCUGUCAUGCGGUUCAUCGAGCCCUGGGCUGAUAAAAAGGACAUUCCUUUCAUCCGUACAAAUGCUGCACCAGGAUACGACUAUAUGAACUUUGACUGGAUUGACCACAAUGUGAAAAUAAAUGAUGCUCGUCCCGAGAAGUUUUCCUUUAAUCUCGACACCCAUGGGUUUGCAUAUCGCGAUGAUCCUGAGGGAGGUGCCCCAGAGAUUCUGCAAAUUCUGAGGGAUAACAAUGCCGAUGAGAUCAAAAGACUGUACUACCCGCACAUUGAGAGACUAAUUAAGAGAGAAACCGGUGCCAGCCGAGUAGUAAUCUUUGAUCAUACUUCCAGAAAGAGACGCCCUGAACUUGGUACCUAUGACAACCCCACCGGUAAAGAGCAGCCAGCAACAAUGGUGCAUUGUGAUCAGUCUACAAAAGGUGCACUCCGUCGGCUGGAGCAGAAUGUUCCUGGAGAACUGGAUGAAACUCUGAAGAAACGUGUGAUUAUGAUAAACAUCUGGCGCCCUCUUCGCGGACCUGUUGAAGAUUGGCCGCUUGCGACUAUGGAUUACCGGACCUGUGACCCAAAACUUAUAUACCCUACUGAUCUACUCGAAGAUAAAGAUACAUUCCGUGGCCAGACAGUUACUUUCGGUUAUACCGACGAACAGAAAUGGUAUUACCUGGAUGGACAUAGGACUGAUGAAGUUACACUUAUAAAAAUUUGGGACAAUAGUGUUGAUAUCGACGCCAAAUGUAGGAAUUCCCGCCAGUUAACCCCCUUUUUGACAGCUCAGGCGUGA
Ophidiomyces ophidiicola is the source of this 801-nucleotide messenger RNA. RefSeq lists its product as uncharacterized. The coding region runs from base 1 to 801 and encodes 266 amino acids. The transcript has 4 exons. Lineage: Eukaryota; Fungi; Ascomycota; Eurotiomycetes; Onygenales; Onygenaceae. The record is from RefSeq and is a predicted model, not a curated record. Gene Ontology annotation, molecular function: oxidoreductase activity.